GUUUUUUUUGCAUAAAUACAGGGCCAUCUGCCACGAUACAAAACAAUUCAAAACACAUCAACAUUUUCUCUACCAUCACAACCACUCGCUCACUUUACAAAAAAAUACCAGUAUCCUUGUUACUUGACAUACUCAAUUGUGGUCUAUAAUACUUAAUUUUCCUUCCCAAAACCAUCUUCAUAAGCAUAUUUACCAUGCGCAGCUUCACCACCUAUAUUGCCGUUUCUGCCAUUCUCGGCAUGGCUGCUGUUGCCCAGGCCAACAAGGCCAACCACGCCUACAGCUCUGUCUCCGUCUCCAGCACCGGAUAUGGGUCAAGCAGCAUUAUUGCCUCUGCUUCCAGCAGUGUUGCCUCCGCGUCCAGCAGCAUUGCCUCCGCUUCAAGCAGCAUUGCACCCGCGCCCAGCAGCGGCGGCAGCGCUUACAAACCGAGCAGCAGCGCCGGUUACGGAUCAAGCGGAAAUGCCUAUGCUUCGCAGGGAGAUGAUUACUAUGCUUCAGAGGGCGACAUCUACGGGGCUGACGGUGACGAUAUUUACGGAUCGCAGGGUGGCGAGGAUUAUGCUUCAGCUGGGAACGACUACGGAGCAUAUGAUAACAAUGACUAUGCUUCGGAGGGCGGCAACGACUACGGAUCGGAUGACGGUGCCUACUACGAAGCACAGGACAACAACGACUAUGCUACUACUAAUGACUAUGCCCCGCACGAGCCCAUGGUCACACCUCAGUUCCAGACCGUCGUCCAGGAUAUUGUGAACACUGUUUACGAGUACACCACCGUUUUGGUCGAGGAGACUCAGAUCCAGGAGGUCACCCAGCAGAUCACCAACGUCCAGGUCCAAGGCAUCACUGCUCAGCAGGAUGCCCUGUACCAGGUCACCCAGACCUAUGUGUGCCCUCUGCCGCCCACUAUCACCUUCAACAACGUCAACACCGUUUGGGUUACUGAGACCGUGACUCCCACCGUUCAGGUUAUUCAGACCCGCGUUAUGCCCCAGGUCAUUGUUCAGCCCAUCACCCUCACACACCAAGUGCAGCAGGUCAAUGUCCAGACCCAGGUUAUCCAGCAGGAGGCCACGGCUGUUGUCGCCACCAAUGUCAACAAUAUGGUCCAGGUUGUCCAGCAGAAUGUCGGCCAGGCACAGGGACAGGUCGCGACCGUGGUCCAGGCUGCCCAGCCCGCCUACGCAUACGCCUAAGCACCAGCAACGAUGGCAGUGCCCAAGCUACACACAAGCUAAUUGAUAACCAAGUCUAACUUGGUACAAAUUAAACUAAACUAAUUUUUAAUCUCUCAGUUUUUAACUUUUUUUUCACCACUUCUCUUUCCGUUCAAUUGACAUUGACUAUUUGCAAAAUA
Molecule: messenger RNA, 1360 nt
Organism: Kickxella alabastrina
Lineage: Eukaryota; Fungi; Kickxellomycota; Kickxellomycetes; Kickxellales; Kickxellaceae
Exons: 1
Coding region: 195-1199 (334 amino acids)
Source: RefSeq, a predicted model, not a curated record